Molecule: messenger RNA, 1180 nt
Organism: Moneuplotes crassus
Lineage: Eukaryota; Ciliophora; Spirotrichea; Euplotida; Euplotidae
Source: the annotation of a GenBank genome assembly
GUAAUAAAAAAUGGAACCACAGGAAGACCUCCACUCCAAACCCAGCCCAAACAGAGCUUCCUGGUCUAGAAGCCAGCCUUCCUCCAGCUCCUUCCUGAGAAAUAGAGAAGUACAGAUUUUAGGAACAAGACUAGAAGAGAUUGACAGUGCAGUCGAAGAGAUGGAAGGUGAGAUAGAGUAUUAUGCUUCAGGGGUGGUGGUCUGUAUGGGGGUAGGGUGGGGAAAUUAGUCAGGAGAGUGAGAGGGCUGAUUGGGGGUAGAAGAGCAGGAUUUGGGGGGUAUGAAGAGGGUUGAGCUGGUGAGAGAGCGUGGGGCAUUGUUGCGGAAGGGUUUGGAGUCAGGUAUUUUAGAGCAUGAAGAAAUGAAGAGAGAUGUCAAGGGAAAGAAUAGCUGCUCAAAAUUUGAUGAGUCUAAAUCUUCUUUACAAGACUCCAAAACUUACUCUGACUGCUAUGAAAACAUAAUAUUUUAACAUGCUAGAAGGAGGACAUCGAAUCGGUCCUAACAACUGCCUAAAUAUAUUCCUCAGCAACACUUACCAUCAUCCAUUCCUAACCAAACUGAGUAAACUUCACCUCCCCAAACUAUCCAAAACAUUACUAUGAGACCUGACUAGACCAAGCGGACACAUUAAACGCUUCCUAUCCCACUGCAUACUUCCAACCAAUCUCCAAAUUCUUUCACUAAAAUGCCUUAACCUAAGCCCAAUUACUGCUUAUCUCCCUUCACUCAUAAAAUCCUGCCACAAGGCGACAUGCUUGAUCGACUUGGGCCACUUCGUGCUCUCUGGGCGAGAACUGAAGAAAUUAUUUGUAGCAGUGAGGUUAGUGAAGACAGUGAGGUUCCAGCAGUGUAGGAUUGGGAUGAGGGAGAACGGGAGGUGGACGAGGGCCAUGAGAGGGAGUUGUAUUAAGGAAAUAGAGCUAUGGGAUUGAGAAAAACCUGAAUAUAGUAACUGGUCCUCGGACCUAUCAGGGUUAAGUCAUCUAGCAAAUUGGUUUUCCAAUACAGAUCUUCGGGACACUCUAAAGGAAAUUGGGUUUGGAUAUACUCAUCUGCUGGCCAAGAGAGAUGUUGAAGAAGUUUUUGAUGAAAAUGGUCUUGGCCAUGUUCAAAUAACUGGAAAUUUUGCCUAUGAUUAAGAUCUUUAAAAGAGAAUAUCUUCAUAAAAAUUUAGAAC